AAUACAGUAAUUUUCGUGUAUUACAAUAAAAGAAAAUAUAAUUCUUCAAAACUAUGCAUAUAUUUAAUGUCUGUAAUCGUUGCAACGAAUUUUAUUAUUAAUUACAUCAACAUAGAAAGUUGUCCAGCAUUUAUAAGUAAAUGAUGAAUAAUGGAAGAAUUAAGAGGUUAGAUUGAAAUGUCGUGAUUAUCACACUACUACAAUAAUAUUUGUGACACAAUGAAAAACGAGUAAAAUUUUAACAAACAUAUUUUAUUAGUUUUUGAUACUUCUUUCACCAUUGAUUGUGGUGAAUUUCAUGUGUAUCUAAUCAUCACAUUUAAUCAUUUUCUCGAUAAACGUAACAAUUAUAUAGAUAUAAAUAUUCUUUGAUAAAAAUUUAAUCUACACAUAAAAUAACCUUGGUAACCUAAAAUGGAAAAUAUUAUACUAAUAAGCUGGCUAAACAAGAUACUACUGUUAUUCUGCAUAGCAAGCAUAUUCUUGUGUUUAAUUAUUCAACAAUGGGUUGGAGUUACAUCUGUACCUAUAUAUAUUUCACUUUCAUGGAUUGCAUUUGUCAUGAUUGUGUCGAUGUGGCUUAGCUGUGUUUUACUUAGAUUUACAUUAAAGAGAACUGUGCCAAUUAAUAUAGAAUUUAUAAAAAAAUGGAUUUAUAAAAGAUUACCAAAAUGUUUAGAGUUAGAGUCUUUAAGUACAACAGAAAAACAUAACAUUUCAAAAUUAGAAAAUAAAUGUAAUAACAAAGUACAUAUAAAAGCUAUCAAUCUAGAAAAUAUGAAUAGCUUAUCUAGUGGAGGAGAUUCCUUAUUCAAAAAAAGAAUUAUAUAUGUAGAUGAUAUAAUAAGAAAAAUCAAUCUUGACUGUAUAGAUGUUUGGUACAAAAAUAUAAGUACUGAUAAAGCAUUUCCUAAUGAAGCCCAAACAUUAUUGAAAAUGUUAUUAAUAAAAAUAUUACAAAAAGUUAAUUCAAUAGAUAAAUUAAAGCUUGCUAACAAAAUGGCUGAUGUAGUAUUAUUACAUUUGAAAGAAUAUCGUAGAGCAUUGCGUAGAGUUGAAAAGGGUACUUCUACAAAUCUAGAAGAAGCAUACAGAUGUUUACAUCCUGGUUCUCGGAGUGUAUUAACUUUGGAACAUAUAUUUCAUCGUCUAGUUACUGUUUUAGCUCAAGAAUUUUUACAGUGGGAACUAACUAGUUCGCUACCUUGUAAAUUAUUAGUAUCUAUUUUAGCCAGAAAACUGUUGACAAUGAUACAAACAAUAAGUUGUCCUAAUUGGAUGUUUGAAUGUUUAUUAAAGUUACUGCAGAGUAUACCAAAAGAAGCCAACGAACAGUGGACGAAAGAUGACGGCACUGUUUCUGUAGGAUUGAAUGAUGGUAUGACAUCUGCAAUGGCUACAGUAAUUCCACAUCCUCUAUUGCAACCUGUACUUUCUAAUAAGUCAAUGACAAGAUUUAUGCAAGCAAAUCAAAAUUUAUCUUUGCCUAUUGAUCUUGAAAAGCAAUCUUUAACUUUGGAAGAUUUAUCGGUACAGCAUAGAGGUCUUUGGGCAGAUAUAAAUAUAUCAGAGGUAGACUCAGAAAUUGAUAAUAACAGAAUAUCACCAAUAUAUGAAGAACCUACAGAUUUUGCAACAACUAUUGCAAGACUAAGAAAUUUAUUACAGCAAAAGUCUACUGCAACAACACCAUUACGUACAGAAGAAAAAUCCUAUGUAAUAUGCGAAGCUAAUCAAUUUAUAAAUUUAUGUAUACCGUGGACAGAAUUUCAUACAACAGUAGAUGGUUCACAGCAAUUAUUAUAUUGCAUUCAAUUUGAUGAUGUUGAACAACGUGGAGUAGAUUUAUUUGAAACUACAACUGCCACAGUUAAAAGACAACAUUCUGACUUUAUUCAAUUACAUACUUCUCUAGAAGAGAUACCAUCAAUAGCCAGUAUUAUGUCAGAAUUAGAAUUACCAGAAGGUGGGCGUGUUGAAAUGGAAACUUAUUUACGAAAUCUCUGUAUACGUUUAGCCAAUGAAUGUCCAACACAAUUAAGACAUUUUUUGCGACCAAGUAGUAAUGCAGGAAAAAAAGCAGAUAUAGUUGCACCACGGUUCGAUAGAUUUUUAGCUAAAACUGUCAGUGGAGUAUUUAAUACCUUAAAAACAGUUGUACCUGGAUUUGAAAUAGAUUCAGAGGAAGAAGUUAUGCCAUUACCAACAUUGAUACCCUUAUCUGAUAUACCAUGGAGAUUCGUAGAAGAUAUUAAAUCAAAAAAUUUAGCAUACGAAUUGCAGCAAUUGGUAGCUGAAAGAAUUGAUUAUUGUUCUGUAGAUACAGCAUACGAAGCAGUUGAUAGUAUAGAAAGCAGUGGAGAUUCUGAGUUAAUGGCACAUUGGUGGGACAUAGUUAACACUCCUUACGAUGAAGAAACGGAAGAAUUAGAUUCGAAAUUAUCUUUAACAUGCGUUGUUAUCGAUUUAAUUUGUGAAGUAUUGACUGGUAUCGGAAGUAAUCAUGUGUUACAACAAGAAGCUGUUGUUCGAUGGGCUAAAUUGUUAUUUGGAAAUGUCACUGAACCCCUUAUAGAGAAAAUUAUUUCGAGGUUAUCAGACAGUUUAAGCAAUAUAUCAUUCGCAUAUAACUCACAAAGUAAUGUCACAGCAGAAUCUGUUGUACUUGUAAAGGAUAAAAUAUUUGAAAUAUUGCAAAAAAAAAUUCCAAAUGAUAUGAAACUUAUUUUUGGAGAGGAAGAUACACAGAAAAUUCUAAAAUAUUUACUUACUUCAUAUGAAAUAAGAAAGAUUAAUCUGGAUUUAAAUAUGCAAAUUUUAGAUGUUUUGAUGUCACAGUUAUUAAUUUCCUGUAGAAUGAAUCAUGAUUUACAUUGAUUGCUAUAUUUUGUGUAACUUGAUAAAACAGAAAUUUAUAUAGUAGAAAAAAAAAGAAUCAAAUACUUCAACAAUGUAUUAGAAAGAUGCUGUGUUAAUUGCAUAGUUUAUUAAAAAAUGAGAAAUUGUGUACCUGAUCAUAUAUUUGCAAUAAGAAAUGCCAAGUAUUUAUUUAAUACUAUCUACUGCAGAAUAAUAGAUAAUAAGGAUUGUUUAUAAUUUGCAAAUCAGAAUGAUGUGUCUGUGUCAGUGUUUAACAAUAUAAGUAUUUAAUGAA
Molecule: messenger RNA, 3154 nt
Organism: Vespula vulgaris
Lineage: Eukaryota; Metazoa; Arthropoda; Insecta; Hymenoptera; Vespidae
Exons: 9
Coding region: 415-2877 (820 amino acids)
Cellular component (GO): intracellular membrane-bounded organelle
Molecular function (GO): phosphatidylinositol binding
Source: RefSeq, a predicted model, not a curated record